Messenger RNA from Fonsecaea multimorphosa CBS 102226, 1293 nucleotides. RefSeq lists its product as uncharacterized. Gene Ontology annotation, molecular function: zinc ion binding; 5-methyltetrahydropteroyltriglutamate-homocysteine S-methyltransferase activity. The transcript has a single exon. The coding region runs from base 1 to 1293 and encodes 430 amino acids. Lineage: Eukaryota; Fungi; Ascomycota; Eurotiomycetes; Chaetothyriales; Herpotrichiellaceae. The record is from RefSeq and is a predicted model, not a curated record.
AUGGCACCGCCUUUUCGAGCCGAUCAAGUCGGAUCGCUCCUGCGUCCGAAAAGCCUUGUCGAGGCGAGGAAGAACUCGAAUCUGGAGGGUGCGCGGCUCAGAAACGGUCCCGCCGCCCAGGAUGAUGAUGCCGCCGCCGCCGCCGCCGCCGCCGAUGCUAAUGCCACCUCCAAUGGAGCAGAUCCAAUGGAGGUCCUACGAACCGAGCAAGCAAAGGCCAUCAAAGACGUUGUCGGCGAGCAACUUGCGCGACACGUCCUGCCCAUUACCACGGGCGAGUACGAGCGGGGGAUCUUCUACGGCAACUUCUUCGAGUCUCUCUCGGGCUUCACGGUGCGGUACAAGCCCAUGUCGGACUUCAAGGUCGACUUCCCCACGAACCGGCCCUUGAUCAAAUGGGGGCUGCCUGGUCGUGACGCGGGGUUCCCGACCUCGAACAAGGUGACGCUCGAAAAGUCCGCGUAUCUGGACGACUGGCUGUAUUUCCGCAGCCUACUGCCGAAGGAGAGGUGGCGGGACGCGAAGAUGACGGUCCCGCCGCCUGGGUGGUGGCACAUCCAGCUCAAGGAACCCUUUGACCGCAACUUGUAUGACAAUGACGAGGCUUUGCUGCGGGACUUGAGCGCCGCCGUGAGGAAAGAAAUCUUGACGCUGUACGAGCACGGCUUGCGGGUCGUGCAGGUCGACGACCCGAACCUAUCCUUCUUCUGCGACGAGGAGUGGAUCAAGACGUGUCAACGAGAAGGCGUCGACCUCGAGCGGCUGCUCGAGCUGUACAUCAAGUCGCAUAACGACGCCAUCAGGGAUUUACCCUCAGACCUCCACGUCGGAAUCCACAUCUGUCGUGGGAACUUCCCCAACGGCGUGGGCCUCGCUAGUGGGAGCUACGAGCGGAUCGCAAGGAAGUUGUUCAACGAGACCGGCUACAAGUUGUUCUAUCUCGAGUUCGACAGUCCCCGCGCUGGCGACUUCACGCCGCUCAAGCACCUCCCCGCGGACAAGGCAGUGGUCUUGGGCGUGGUGACGACAAAGUCCGCCGAGAUGGAGGAUUUGGGCGACUUGAAGAACCGCGUCUACCAGGCCGCGGACGUGGUGGCGGAAGGACAGGGUGGUGGGAGGACACGCGAGGAUGCCCUCCGAGACAACCUUGCCGUGUCACCCCAGUGUGGCUUUGCCAGUGAUCAUUCCGAAGGAGGCGUUGGCAUGACCACCGAGCGCAUGUGGGAGAAGCUGGAUCUGGUCAAGAGGCUGUCCGAGGAGAUCUGGCCGGGCUGGGAUAGAGAUAGGAAAUAG